This is a messenger RNA of Spirodela intermedia, 1921 nucleotides long. NCBI's taxonomy places the organism in Eukaryota, Viridiplantae, Streptophyta, Magnoliopsida, Alismatales, Araceae. The record is from the annotation of a GenBank genome assembly.
AUGGAGGCGGCCCCCUCGGCCGCCACCGCUGCCGCCGCCGUGAGUUGUUACGCGGACUCCGUUGACUCCAUGUCCCCGCGCUCCCGCGGAGGGGACCUCUGGGACGAUCCCGUGGCGGCCUCGGCGGCUCCAGCGGCGGCGGCAUCCAAGCUCCGGCUGAUGUGCAGCUUCGGGGGGCAUAUCGUGCCGCGCCCCCACGACAAGGCUCUCUGCUACCUCGGCGGCGAGACGCGCAUCGUGGUGGUGGACCGCCACGCGACUCUGGCCGACCUCCACGGCCGCCUCUCACGCUCCCUCCUCGCCGGCCGCCCCUUCUCCCUCAAGUACCAGCUCCCGUCGGAGGACCUCGACUCCCUCAUCUCCGUCACUGCCGACGACGACCUCGACAACAUGAUCGAGGAGUACGACCGCAUCGCUGCCUCCGCCGGCGCCGGCAAGCCUUCCCGCCUUCGUCUCUUCCUCUUCCCCGCCAAGCCGGCCAGCGUUCCCGCCGGCGACGCCUCCACUGACUCCAUCAGCUCCCUCCUCGACGACUCCAAGUCGGAGACCUGGUUCGUCGACGCCCUCAACGGCGCCAUGCUCGGCCGCAACCUCUCCUCUGGCGACUCCGCCGCCUCCUCUUCCGUCAACUGUCUGCUCGGCCUUGACGACUCCCACCCCUCCCCCAACGACGACGGCUCGCUUCUCCGUUCGUUCGGAUCGGCUUCGUCAGGGCCGUCGGUUUCCAACCCGAGGGGGGGGAUCGGCGCUGGGCUGGACGGCCACUUCUCUAACGAUCUGAAGCUCCCGCCACCCCCGCCACCGCCGCCGCGGGCGCAGCAGCAGCAGCAAUCGGUUGGGGACGUCUUCAAUCUCCACUGUGGCCAGUAUUACCCCACACCUCCUCAGCCUCAACUCAUCAGCCCUAGUUCUCUCACGGCGACGUCGGCCGCUGGCUCCGCCGCAAGCAACAUCUCCCCCGGGGAGACCUCGGUCCUUGGUCGGGAUCUCUCCUCCGACGACGAUAAAUCAGACAAUGGAGGAGCUCGGCGAUCUCCGACUCCUCAGCCCAAGGAUCAACAACAGCAGUCCCAGCAGCAGAAGUCUAACCUUCUGGAUGUACCCAUCUCCGGCGACUCCUAUUCCAGGUAUUCCCCGGUGAUUCCCCACGCUUUCUUCAAUCCACUGAUGUUAUCUUCUAAAUUCCCCGCCGUCUUCUCCAUUUAGACCCAUCUACUAUCAGGAUAGGCCUCCCCCUGCCAGUGAUCCGAAGCAGGAGGUCGCCAUCGCCGACUACCGCCAGCCCGUGCAUGUCACAGAUCAGGGUUACCUGAUGCAGCCGCUGCCGCCGCCGUUGCAGGCAGUCGACCAGCUUCAGCAGCAGCAGCAGCAGCAGCAGUAUCAGCAGCAACAGUUCGUCCAGGCUCACCCGCAUUUGGCCCCCCUCUCUUCCUACUACCAGUUCCCCAUCCACCCGCAGCAGCAGCUUCCCCAAGCCGCCGCCCACCCCUACAACCCCCAGGUUCCCAUGUACUUCCUGCCCGUCCGGCAGGACCCUGGUUAUAACCUGAACGGCGACCCCUCCUCAGGCAAGCCCACCAUCCCCAUGCCCACCGCCGUCCUCCCCUCCCGGGUAGCGCCCCCGAAAUCAGACUCGGCGGCGGGGAAUGCCUUCCGCGGCGGCGCCUCCGCCGGCUCCCAGCCGCCGCAGCCCACGCAGCUUCUCCACUUGCCGGACCAGCACCGCCAGUUCGUCGGCUACCACCCAUUGCACCCCCACCCCUCCCCACCCCCUUCGGCGGCGACCGGUUAUAACUACGAGUUCUCGGAUUCAGUCCAUCCCCAGCAUAUAUACUAUGCCAUCAGCUCUGGAGCCGCCAUGGCCGAGUCCCCUCCGGCAAUGCAGCUGCAAGCCGAGGCCAAGCAGACCAGAGGUUCAUAG